AUGGAGCAAGAUGAGGGGAAGAGUGGGGAGAGGGGAGAACACAUUAAAAGGGAUGGGGAGAGGGGUGAGAGUGAGGGGAGACCACGGCACGACACAGCAUCACGCACCAACACAGCAUCACACACCAACACAGCAUCACACACCAACACAGCAUCACGCACCAACACAGCAUCACACACCAACACAGCAUCACGCACCAACACAGCAUCACGCACCAACACAGCAUCACGCACCAACACAGCAUCACGCACCAACACAGCAUCACACACCAACACAGCAUCACGCACCAACACAGCAUCACGCACCAACACAGCAUCACGCACCAACACAGCAUCACACACCAACACAGCAUCACGCACCAACACAGCAUCACACACCAACACAGCAUCACGCACCAACACAGCAUCACACACCAACACAGCAUCACACACCAACACAGCAUCACACACCAACACAGCAUCACGCACCAACACAGCAUCACACACCAACACAGCAUCACGCACCAACACAGCAUCACACACCAACGAAAAAGGAUACAGGGGAUGA
This is a messenger RNA of Scylla paramamosain (green mud crab), 546 nucleotides long. RefSeq lists its product as uncharacterized. NCBI's taxonomy places the organism in Eukaryota, Metazoa, Arthropoda, Malacostraca, Decapoda, Portunidae. The transcript is spliced from 2 exons. Bases 1 to 546 code for a protein of 181 amino acids. The record is from RefSeq and is a predicted model, not a curated record.